Molecule: messenger RNA, 2514 nt
Organism: Dryobates pubescens (Downy woodpecker)
Lineage: Eukaryota; Metazoa; Chordata; Aves; Piciformes; Picidae
Gene: TAS1R3
Product: taste 1 receptor member 3
Exons: 6
Coding region: 1-2514 (837 amino acids)
Biological process (GO): sensory perception of umami taste; sensory perception of sweet taste; G protein-coupled receptor signaling pathway
Cellular component (GO): membrane
Molecular function (GO): sweet taste receptor activity; G protein-coupled receptor activity
Source: RefSeq, a predicted model, not a curated record
AUGGUCCCUGCCCUGCUGCUGUGCCUGGCCUGGGGCUGGGCAGCAGCCCCUGAGCCCAGCUGCCUGUCAGCCCAGUUCAGCAGGCCUGGGGACUACAUCCUAGGAGGUUUGUUCCCUUUUGGGAUGGACACCACCAACCUGACGGCACGAGCAGAGCCCAGCCUGCUUGGGUGUGAAAGGCUGUUUGCCGACGGGCUGAUCUGGGCUCUCGCCAUGAAGUUUGCCAUCGAGGAGAUCAACAACUCCUCCUCCCUCCUGCCCGGGGUGAGGCUGGGCUAUGACAUGUACGACACCUGCCUGGAGCCCCUGGUGGCCCUGCAGCCCAGCCUGCUCUUCCUGACCCGCAAGGGCAGCAGGGGCAUCGAGCUGCACUGCAACUACAGCCACUACCAGCCCCGGGUGACCGCCGUCAUCGGGCCGCACAAGUCAGACCUCUGCCUGGCCACAGCCAAGCUCUUCAGCUUCUUCCUGAUCCCUCAGGUCAGCUAUGGCGGCAGCAGCGAGCAGCUCAGCGACCCCGAGCUGUAUCCUUCCUUCUACCGCACCGUGCCCAGCGACAAGAGCCUGGUGGAGGCUGUGGUGCAGCUGGUGAACAGGUUUGGCUGGAACUGGAUUGCCACCAUUGGAAGCGACGACGAGUACGGGCGCGGAGCCCAGGUGCAGUUCUCCGGCAUGGCCGGGGACCACAGCAUCUGCAUCGCCUUCGAGGGGCUGAUCCCCACAGACCUCACCGACCCCGAAGCCACAGCCCACCUGGAAGACACCAUUGCAGCCAUCAACAAGACCAAGGUCAACAUCAUCAUCCUCUUUGCCUACAACAAGCCAGCCCAGGCCCUGCUGAGGCACAGCAUCCGGAUGGGACUGAGCAAGAAAGUCUGGAUUGGCACCGAAGCCUGGGUCCUGUCCGACACGGCCGCCUCCGUCCCAAACGUGCAGAGCAUCGGGACGGUCCUAGGCUUUAUCAUGAAAACAGGCACAGUCCCUGGCUUCCAGGAAUAUGUCACUGACCUCUUCACCUCUGUUCAGCAGGAGGACUUUUGCCAGGAGUCCAGAGAAGCCGCCCAGCAGCUGGGCUCGGCCGCGCCGCACGCGCGCUGCCCGCCCUGCGACCGCGUCUCGCUGGGGGACAUCUGGCCCACGCUGAGCCUCUCUCAGGUCCAGCCAGUGCACAUGGCUGUCUACAGCGUGGCUCAUGCCCUGCACAGGGCUCUGGGCUGCACCCACCAAGCCUGUCCCACAGCACCCAUCAGACCUUGGCAGCUGCUGCACUUCAUGAACACCUUCCCAUUCCAGGUGAAUGGGCAGAGCUUCAGGUUUGAUCAAUCCCAUGGCACACACACAGGCUACAAGCUCAUCUUCUGGUCCUGGAACAACAACAGCCUCACAUACCUGCCUGUGGGGGACUAUGAGGGGUCCCUGGACAUCAACAGCUCUCUGAUCCACUUUCACACUGCAGAUCAAAAGGAGCCUACAUCAGAGUGCUUGAGGCACUGUGAGCCAGGACAGUUCAGAGAAAUCAAAGGAUUCCACCUCUGCUGCUAUGACUGCACAGACUGCCCAGAGAACACCUUCUGGAGCAGAAAAGAGAGCUCCACCUGCACCCCCUGCCUGCAGCGGCAGUGGUCGCCAGCCCGCAGCACGCGGUGCUACGAGCGCGGCCACAGGUACCUCCGGUGGAACGAGCCCCUCGCCCUUGCCUUGCUGACCCUGAUGGCCAUCACCACGGCCCUCACCUGCCUGAUAGCUCUGCUCUUCCUGAGGCACCUGCAGACCCCCCUCGUGCAGGCUUCCGGGGGCAGGCUGAGCCUCUUCGCGCUGCUGGCGCUGGUGCUGCUGUGCCUCAGCUGCUGCCUCUACGUGGGGGAGCCCAGCGACCGCCUCUGCACGGCCCAGCAGGUGCUGCACGCCCUGAGCCUCACCGGAUGCUUCUCUACCUUCUUUGCCAAGUCCCUGGAGAUCACCCUGGUGACAGAGUUCCCUGGCUGUGCCCCCAGGCUCCUGCGCUGGGUGAGGCGGAGGGCCUGGCUGCUCGUCGCCCUGUGCCUCCUCGCCGAGUGCUCCUUGUGCUGCUGCUACCUGCUCCUGGGCCCCGACUCCCUGCUGCCCGACUACAGGUCGCUGCCCAGGGAGGUCCUGCUGGUGUGCCACACGCGGUCCUGGGGAGCCUUUGUCCUGCUGCAUGGCUGCAAUGUCUGCCUGGCCUUCAUCUGCCUCCUGGGCACCUUCAUGGUGCAGAGCCACGGGAAGAAGUACAACAUGGCCAGGGGCAUCACGUUUGCCACCCUCAUCUACUUCGUCACCUGCAUCUUCUUCCUGGCCUUCUUUGCCACCCUGAAGUCGGUCCUCAGGUCUGUUACUCAGAUCUGCACCAUUCUGACAACCAGCCUGGGCAUCUUGGGGACCUACUACAUCCCCAAGUGCUACAUCAUCUUGCUUAAGCCUGACCUGAACACAGAGGAUUACUGCCAGUACUCCAUCAAAGAGGAGCCAGAGGACGACUCGGCCAGGCAAUAA